CUGCGGGUGGACUGGGAAUACCAAACUUCAUAAGCAACCUUUGCCAAGGGAAAGCUUUUUUUUUCUAAACCUUUUUAAAGAUGGGAAUUCUGGCACCCACUUUAUCUUUUCUUUAAGACAGUCUGUUUUUAAAUGUAUAUAUACACCACAUAAACGUGAGUACAGUGAAACUGCCUGGUCCUUAUAAGAGCUUGAUGGAUGAUGCUUGAGGAGUUGCUGUCUAAUCAGUGUGCCAUGGUCACCUUUGCUUUAAUUGGUGGGCUGGUAUCCAACCGGAGACCGUCUUACAGGAAGAUCACAAAGUCAACCCUGGUCCUAGUGCUGACACUAUUGAGCAGUAAACAGGUAAUGGGGUCUCUGCUAGAUGAUACGAUAAGGAAGUGGUCGGACUAUAAGCUCAAUUGUACGAAGACUUUAACAUCCAAAAAUGUCAACAGAUCUGCAGUGUACUGCAGGGCAUCAUUUGACAAGUUUGCCUGCUGGCCAGAAUCCCCCCCUGGAAACGUGUCAGUGCCUUGUCCUCAUUACCUGCCCUGGAUAAAGGAAGGGGGUGCUAGUUAUCUGUACAGAAUCUGCACUGAUAAUGGGACCUGGCUUACUGUUGAAAACUCGACAGACAUCUGGAGGGAUCACUCUGAAUGCUCAGAACUCAACCGUCACUUCAAACAGCAGGAAGACAAGCAUGCACUUCUUUCAGUUCUCCAGUUUAUCUAUACCAUAGGAUACUCCUUGUCACUCUUCUCACUCUUGCUGGCUGUUCUCAUUUUACUGUUAUUGAGGAAACUUCAUUGCACGAGAAACUACAUCCACAUUAAUUUAUUUGCUUCCUUUAUGUUUCGCGCUGUGUCAGUUCUUGUCAAAGACAUCAUUCUUCACAUCACCUACGCUAAGAGACCCACAGACGAAACAGGAUGGAUAUACUAUUUUAAUUCAGAGAUUUCUGCAGCCUGCAUAGUCACACAAGUUUCCAUGCACUAUUUUGCUGGAGCCAAUGUCUUCUGGUUACUAGUUGAAGGAAUCUAUCUCCAUUCUUUACUUUUUACUGCUGUUCUAUCAGAAAAAAGAUUGUUAAAGAAAUAUAUGUUCAUAGGCUGGGGGACUCCAGUUCUGUAUGUUGUUCCAUGGGCAGUGACAAAAGCUAUCUAUGAAAAUAAAGGGUGUUGGAGUGAAAACAUAAACAUGGGAUAUUGGUGGAUUAUCAGAGCACCAAUGGCAUUUUCCUUUACAGCAAAUUUUUACAUUUUUGUUAAAAUACUAAAAUUGUUGUUCUCAAAGCUGAAAGCAGAGCAAAUAGAAUAUAAUGAUUACAAAUACAGAUUAGCAAGAGCCACCUUGAUCUUAAUCCCGUUGCUGGGGAUCAACGGGUUUGUGUUUGCAUUUAUUGUUGAUGAGCAGGUGGAAGGCCAGUCACGGGACAUCAGACUCUUCAGCGAGCUAACUAUAAAUUCCUUCCAGGGUUUCCUGGUUGCUCUGUUGUACUGCUUUUCCAACGCAGAGGUUCAAGUAGAACUUAAAAAGAGAUGGAGGUUUCUGUUCACCAAUCACUUUGAACAUGCUGCUGACUGCAUACUAGGGAAGCAUUUCAAAUACCUUGGGAAAUACUCUAAAAGGCGUCCGAAUCGUUAUUUCCACCAAAGUGAGUUUUACAUAGAUGGAAGGAGACCUUCAAGCAUGCAGUUCCUGCAGGUGCCACUUAGACGGAACACUGUGGAGUAUUUCACAAGAGGAAGUGUGUCCAGCUCUGAAGGAGAAGGGACUCUGGGUGAAACACUUGAAGAAAUACUCGAAGAAAGUGAGAUUUAAGCAGGACCCGGAUUGUAAAUAUAUUGAUAAUCCACCAUUAAACAAUGAACCUGUGUACAUAUUUAUACUUAUUUUGUAAUAUCUUAUUGAACUUAAUUAUUACGGAUCUCUGUGUGGCUCAAGAAAUAUACUGUAUAUCUAUGCACAGAAGGACAUUAUAAACAUGUUUUUAAUUAAUACAAAACAACUCCAGUACUAUUUUUGUAUGGAAAAUAAAUAAAUAAAUAAAUAAAUAAAUAAAUAAAGGCACUUUUUUCAUAUUUGUUUGCUACAUGUACAAGAUACACAUACAAAAAUCACAUUUAGUAAAUACAAUUGUUACAAAAGAGUCUUCACUCAGCAGCUAUGUAGCUUUGUUUUGGUUAACUGUUGCCAUCGUGAUUUAACUACUACUGCCCUGGAGCCAUAUUCACAAAGCUGACUUAAGUCUGGUCAUAAGUCAUCAAUAAGUCUUGAUGGAAUUGUGGUCUUAAGUAUGGUCUUAACAUUAAGACAACCCUGGAGUAGGCUUAAGUCCUAA
Molecule: messenger RNA, 2323 nt
Organism: Acipenser ruthenus (sterlet)
Lineage: Eukaryota; Metazoa; Chordata; Actinopteri; Acipenseriformes; Acipenseridae
Product: glucagon-like peptide 2 receptor
Exons: 13
Coding region: 199-1803 (534 amino acids)
Biological process (GO): adenylate cyclase-modulating G protein-coupled receptor signaling pathway; cell surface receptor signaling pathway
Cellular component (GO): plasma membrane
Molecular function (GO): glucagon receptor activity; peptide hormone binding
Source: RefSeq, a predicted model, not a curated record